This is a messenger RNA of Mollisia scopiformis, 1815 nucleotides long. Its product is annotated as glutamate decarboxylase-like protein-like protein 1. The transcript is spliced from 4 exons. Gene Ontology annotation, molecular function: carboxy-lyase activity; pyridoxal phosphate binding. Gene Ontology annotation, cellular component: cytoplasm. NCBI's taxonomy places the organism in Eukaryota, Fungi, Ascomycota, Leotiomycetes, Helotiales, Mollisiaceae. Gene Ontology annotation, biological process: carboxylic acid metabolic process. The record is from RefSeq and is a predicted model, not a curated record. Bases 116 to 1696 code for a protein of 526 amino acids.
ACAUUUUUCAUAUGUAAGCCAAAUGAUCUGAAGGGAACAAAUUCUAUAUUCUUUAAGGUCCGAAGUAUCUCACUUUCCUUUGCUAUAUAAGCUUUUCUUUGAUUUUCCUUUCAAUAUGACCUCAAAUAGCACCCAUUUACCAAUUAGAACCAAGUCAGGAGAACAGAACAAGCCUCUGAAUCGUGCAGAAGAGGUUGAUGAUUUACUCAACGCCGUCCAGUCAUUAAUUGUUCCAUUCAUAAAAGCCGCGGAUGAGGAUGCUUCUACCAAACCCACUGGUCAUGGACUUGCUAUUCCAGGUGGCGGUCCUCGAACUGCCCUUGUUGAGCAUCAUAAACCAGAGAAACUGUCCAGCUUGAUGAACUUUGAUUUACCUGGAAAUGGAACUGGAAAAGAAGGUUUAUUGGCAACGGUUGAGCAAGUGCUCAAGUACAGUGUCAAUACUUGGGAUCAAGGAUUCUUGGACAAAUUAUAUUCUAGCACAAAUGCGGUUGGAGUCAUUUCAGAACUUUUGUUGGCAGUUCUGAAUACCAAUGUACAUGUCUUUCAAGUCUCGCCUGCUCUCUCGGUAAUAGAGAAGAAAACAGCAAAGGCUUUUGCUAAUCUCUUCGGCUUCGAUGGUCCUCAUGCAGGGGGCAUUUCAACACAAGGGGGAAGUGCUUCGAACACCACCUCCAUAAUCAUUGCUCGAAACAUUUUAUAUCCAGAGAGUAAAACAGCUGGAAAUGGAUCACAUAAUUUUGUCUUGUUCACUUCAGCACAUGGACACUACUCCUUGGAGAAGGCAGCUCAGAUGUGUGGGCUCGGAACGGACAAUGUCUGGUCUGUACCAAUCGAUGCUCAGGGCCGAAUGAUUCCUUCCGAGCUCUUGAACUUGGUUCAAAAAGCGAAAGACGAAGGCAAAACUCCUUUCUAUGUCAACGCUACAGCUGGAACUACAGUUCUUGGCUCAUACGACCCGUUCAAGGAAAUCUCCGAGGUCUGCAAGGAGCACAACCUAUGGAUGCACGUUGAUGGCAGCUGGGGCGGAUCAGUAAUCUUCUCUUCAAAACAAGGGCACAAGCUUGCAGGUGUUGAGCGAGCAGAUUCCCUAGCCGUCAACCCGCACAAGAUGAUGGGAGUUCCGAUCACGUGCUCAUUCCUCCUCGGACCAGAUCUCACAAAAUUCCACAAAGCAAACACAUUACCUGCUGGGUAUCUCUUUCACCAAGAGAACGAAGGAGGAGAAGUCUGGGAUCUUGCGGAUUUGACACUCCAAUGUGGUCGUCGAGGAGAUAGCCUUAAGCUCGCUCUCGCUUGGAUUUACCACGGUUCAUCCGGAUUCGAGCAACAAAUCGACCAUGCGUUCUCCAUCGCCUCCUACUUUGCGGACCAGGUCUCGCAACGAAAAGAUUUUUUUCUCGUCAGCGAGAAUCCUCCACCAUGUCUGCAAGUCUGCUUUUAUUAUGCCAAGGAAGGAAAGCUGGGAAGCAAGGAAGAGAAUACCAAAACGACAAGUGAGAUUGUGCAAAAGCUGAUACCAAUGGGUUUUAUGGUUGAUUACGCUCCUGGAGAGAAAGGAAGUUUCUUCAGAGUAGUUGUGAAUAGGGAUACGAGAUCUGGCACUGUGGAUGGAUUGAUCAUCGCUACCGAGGAGGUGGGGGAAGAGUUUGUAAGAAUGGAGCGUGGAAGCGAGAAUCUUUGGCGUAUGACUUGAAAUUGGGAGACCUAAGAGUUUCAGCCGGUAGACAUUAGAUAGCAGACUAUAAAGCUAGAACACCGUUGUAUCAUAGAAUGUCACUAGAGUGACAUGAUAAAGCAGGUCCUCUGUCCAGC